This is a messenger RNA of Oncorhynchus gorbuscha (pink salmon), 568 nucleotides long. Its product is annotated as vesicle transport protein GOT1A-like. The coding region runs from base 110 to 511 and encodes 133 amino acids. Gene Ontology annotation, cellular component: membrane; endoplasmic reticulum. The record is from RefSeq and is a predicted model, not a curated record. The transcript is spliced from 5 exons. NCBI's taxonomy places the organism in Eukaryota, Metazoa, Chordata, Actinopteri, Salmoniformes, Salmonidae. Gene Ontology annotation, biological process: retrograde transport, endosome to Golgi; endoplasmic reticulum to Golgi vesicle-mediated transport.
GAAACAUAGAGAGAGAGAGAGAGAGAGAGAGAGAGAGAGAGAGAGAGAGAGAGAGAGACACAAGAAAGGGGAGAGAAGGAGAAAGAAUUCAGGGGAAGACAAGGACAUCAUGGUUUCAAUCACGGAGACUCAGAAGAUUGGUGUUGGUCUCACAGGCUUUGGCCUCUUCUUCCUGCUCUUUGGCGUGCUGCUGUACUUUGACUCUGUCUUGCUGGCGUUUGGGAAUGUUCUGUUUCUGACUGGUCUGACGUUCAUCAUUGGCCUGAGAAGGUCGGCCGGUUUCUUCUUCCAGAGACAGAAGCUCAGAGGCUCCACCUUCUUCCUGGGGGGCGUGGCCUUGGUGCUGUUCCGCUGGCCAAUCAUCGGUAUGGCCGUGGAGAGCUAUGGCUUCGUGCUCCUGUUCAGGUCAUUCUUCCCUGUGGCGUGUGGAUUCAUUUUAUCGUUGGUGAAUAUACCCUAUCUCAAUGUGUUGUACAACAGCUUCCUAGGAAGUAGCCCUUCUAUUGUCUGAGAAAAGGGCGAGAGAGAAGCCAAAAAAGAAGAGAGGAGGAAUAGAAGUGAUGGAUGA